GACCUUUUUUUGUGGAGAGUGAUCAUUCACAGUGUGUCGACGAUCUUAGCCUGGAAGACGAAAGGGAAAGGAAACCGCAAGCGGUAGCUUCCAUUCCAGUCGGCAAGCUUGUGUGUGCUCGCGUGGAACGUCGCCAGCUUUGACGCGUUUAUUUCUUGGAUUUCGCCGCUACUGCUCUAUUGGUUCCUCUCCCUUGCUGCCGCCGCUGACCGUGUGUGGGGCUUUUGCCUGGCGUGGAAUUGUCCACGCACCGCAUUAGUCCAAGUUGGUCAAAGCCAAGCGGACUAAGCUAGUCACCCAGCUAGCUCCCCCUGCUAACUACCUCGCUGUGAGGCUAGCGGGGAACUAGCUUCGUUUUUGGGUGGGGGGUGGGGGUGGGGGGGAGACUGUUUGUUAAAACUCGGCGGACGCUCCAAGAAGUGUCCCGGGGAGGCUGAGCUACGACGUUUAUUUCGUCGGGGGAGCCUGCUGCUUAAUACCCUGCGCAUUUAGCCCCGGACGCCCUACGUAGGCCUCAGUCGAAACCCCGGUGUCUCCUGUGCCCCUCCGCAGCUGCUUGAACGCCUUUCUCCCUGUUUUGUUUUGGCUUGCUCGACCAGCGAGAGUUGACAGGUCAAGCUCCAUCCUGUACUGUGUAAUGUUUUUGCACAUGGGUAGAACUAAGGUCCUGAGUCGAGCAACUCCCUCCACGUUACCAGCUCCUGGGUGCUACGCAGACUUCUCCCUGAGGAGCCAAGAAGCAGACGGCUCAUGACUUCUGACCAGGACGCCAAGGUUGUCGCUGAACCACAGGUGCAGCAAGUACAAGAGGCCAAGGACAACGUUCAUUUGGAAUCUGCCAAGGUUUCGGACCUCAACCCCAAUGCGAAAGCAUGGGCCAACCACAUGUUUAGCCUGGACCCCAGCGGCGGUGCUGACAAGUGCACUGCGGCCCUGCAACCAUGGAAGGAGGGCUGCGAGAGCUCGGCCCAGCAUGGCCCACCAGGUUAUGGAGCAAAUGAAGAGGACAAGGCUUAUCAAGAGCCUCUGCUAACCGAGCCCGAUGAACCUCCGCUGGUGAUGUUGGCCCAGUCUCCCGCCUUGGCCGCGCCCGUUACCCUGGAGCACUCGGAGCCGCCCUUCCCGGAAUUCCCAGAGCAGAGGCCGCCUGCAUCCGCAGUCAGUGAUCCCCAACCUGAGAAUCCCCAGGAGGGUUUGCGAGAGCAGCUGAAGAAAACUCUCGAAUUCUGUCUUUCUCGCGAGAACCUGGCCAGUGACAUUUACCUCAUCUCUCAAAUGGACAGUGACCAGUAUGUGCCAAUCGUGACUGUGGCCAACCUGGAUCACAUCAAAAAGCUCAGCACCGACGUCGAGCUCAUUGUGGACAUUUUACGCUCUCUGCCUUUGGUCCAGGUAGAUGAGAAGGGGGAGAAGGUGCGACCCAAUCAGAACCGUUGCAUCGUGAUCCUUCGAGAGGUUCCAGAGAGCACCCCAGUCCACGAGGUGGAGGCCCUCUUUAAAGGAGACAGCCUACCUAAGUUUAUCAACUGUGAAUUUGCCUACAAUGAAAAUUGGUUCAUCACCUUUGAGUCUGAAGCAGAUGCACAACAGGCAUAUCAGUAUCUCCGGGAGGAGGUGAAAACCUUUCAAGGGAAGCCUAUCAAGGCGAGAAUAAAGGCGAAGGCAAUCGCUCUGAACACAUUCAUGCCAAAGAAUGGUUACCGGCCAGUGGAGGUGAACCCGUACGCUCAGCAACGCUACACAACAUCCUACUACAUCCCGCCGAUGUACAGCCCCCAGCAGCAGUUCCCCCUCUACAGCCUCAUCACGCCUCAGGCCUGGUCGGCCACUCACAGCUUCAUAGACCACACGCUGGUUGCUCCAUUUCACAACAACCAAUUCAUCAACGGAUUUACAUCGGCCAGUUUCAAACCAGUGACUACUACUCUCAAUGUCAGACACCACUCACCCAGAAACAGGAAUCACAGCAAACCUCACCUGAGGCCAACUCUCCCGGCCGCAGAGCGCACAGGGCUCCUGGACAGCCCAGCUCUCUUUCCCAGUUUCCCCAGCGACAGAUUGAACGGUGUCCGCAGCAGCCCACCCACGCGCUUCCCUGCCAGCCAGCCUAGGAGCAGGUUACCUCCUGUCGCCUUGACCUCCUCUGUCUUUCCCCGCCGGGAGUCGGCGGGCACAGGUCGGGUGUGCGACUUCACCGCCACAGCAGACUACUCCCUGGGAAUGGGCCGAGGCAGGAAAAAGAGGGACGAAAAAUUUACACGAGUGACACCUCAAUCGCCGCCGCCUCCACCCAAAGCGCCGUCUCCGAGCUUUGAGUUGGGCCUCUCCAGCUUCCCUCCUUUACCCGGAGCCGCCGGGCAUCUCAAGGCGGAGGACAUCUUCGACAACCGACAGGCCAGCGGCAUUGCACCGCCCACCAAGGACAGAAACGUGAGUGUUGACUCCAGUCCCGGUGGAGCCCUCACCUCGGCCGACCCCAAAGAGCCUCUUCGGGCGCCCCCUUCCUCGUCCUCUUCUUCCUCUCUGUUGCCUGUGAGCUUCAUAUCUUCGCCCACUACACUCGCCCCUGCUGUGGCAUCCACCUGGACUCCCACGGCGUGCACGCCACUGCCUCCCUCCAUCCCAGCAGCAGAAGCGAGGGUGUCAGAGGUGAAGCAGGCCAAGGAGGCGCAUCUGUCUGUGGAGCGAGUUCCCGGCACGCUGUCCACCGCCAGCAAGUCUGUGCAAGUCAACGGCGCUGCAACGGAACAGCGGAAACCUUCCUAUGCCGAGAUCUGCCAGCGAGCAAAGGAGACCCCCGCACCGACACAGCCUCUAGCCCCCAAGGAAGCCAAGCCAGCAGGUUGUGCCCCCACGGACGAGGAGAAGAAGUGCCCCGACGUCUCAGGCCCGGCAGGGGAAGCCACUAAGGCCAGAGAGACUUGUCCCCCGUCCUCCAAGUUGGCCCCGGGAAGACCCCUGCGGGACGGGCGCAGGGCAGCUGGCCGCUGGGCCUCUCCGCCGCCCCACCCAGGAAAGAAGGAUUCCCACCAUACCCCACCCAAGUCCCCCCUGUAGGGCCCAACCCUUCCACUCAACCCCCCGCCCCCACCCACGCUCUAUUCUAUUGAUGCGUUAAACAAAAAACAGCAACCAUGUCAGGGCUACUCUGUUCUUGUUCUUCUCUCCACACGUUCAACACGAGCAAAGAGAGGACGCCUUCUGUUCUGGAUCAGGGCUUGCAGACAAAAAGCACUUUACUGUGCAUGUGAAGCACCGUCUCAUGGUUUAAGUAUUUAUUUGGUUUCCCCCCCAUGCCCUUUUUUUGUUCUUUUUAAUAAUCACUUUGAGUUGUCUCUUUUUGGGUUUGUUUGUGGCACUGAUAGGGUUGUAAAUGCAUGGAUGGGGAUUUUGAAAAUAGUCCGAAUCGGAAACUUUCCAUUGGAAUUCAUUGGGAAUUGAGGGUCACUUAUAAACAUUUCAACCUUGAAACGUUUAGUUUUGUCAUAAACAGACAUCCAUGCAAAAUAGAUGUUUCCUAUUUGGCUUGUGAUCUGGAUUUUGGCUUGGAAAAAAUGCAAAGAAAUUGACCAAGCAGAACUGGAAAAAAAUAACUAAAAUCUGUAAGCAGAAGUGUGAUUUUUAGUCAGUUUUAGUCAGGAUUAUGCCCAAAUAUAUUUCAGCCAACUGUACUGUAUUUAAAGUUUCCUGUUGAGAGCCAACCUUAAAUUUUCUCCAUUCCUGAUUCACUCCCAUUUUAUUCCCCAUAAAUUCCCAUGGAAAGUUAGUGUUUUUAAAAAUUCCCGCCAUUUUGCAACACUGGAUACAAGAGACAUUCCUAGCCGUUGAAGCGCUAUGACGGCGCCUUCGUUUUUUUCUUCUUUUUUUUUUUUUGCAUGUUGGGAGAGGCCUUCCUUGUUCCACACUGUCACGUCACCGUACGAAAGUUCUAACAGUGUGAGGUGCUCACCGUUCAUUCGCUCUUUGUCGGAUGCUUCGUUCCGCGGAAUUAGGGGCGCGUCUAGUCGUGUGGCGUCGUCAGCUCCAGCGGGCUCAACUUCAAGAUGAAACGGGACUGUGUUACAGGAAGUGUCGGCCUGUUUGGUUAGCAUGGGCUCAAAAUGUUCAGUUUAACUAAGUGAAUGCCAGGUGCCAUUUUAGGCAUCUGAGCUGUGCUCUUUGAUUGACAGGCCAUGAUGGAAAACUGCAAGCGUUUGGGUGGGAAUAGACGAGGAAAAGAGGAUUAAUCUCAGCACACAACAUGAACGGUAUUUUUGGAAGAGGGUGGGGGAGGUGUCACGUGCAUGACUUAGUCCUACCUGCUUCUCAAUAAGUAACUGCUAAGCGUAUAUCCUUUGUGUGCUUCGCGGAUCUAAAUUGGUCAAUUGCGCCUAACGCUUUACCAAAUUCGCUUUUGUGAGCUGUUGCAACCGCUACUUGUGUAACCCGCGUGCGAGCUGCGUCAUUUAGAAAGCUGCGCUUGCAUGAUAAAGGCACAUUUGAGACGAAAGUGGGACUUGAGAGUUGUUCUCGGCUUUACCAACGGCCAAACGAGACUUACUAAAUGUUCUCGUAAUUCACCAAACACGGUUGUGCAAUUUACAAUUUAAGUUAUACUCGUGAGCGUCACAAGAUGCGGAUGCGACUUGACAAAUGAUCGUAAGUCGCGCUAUUUUGUGGCUCCCGCUUAAGUCAUACGAGUUUCUGAAUACACGGGUGUGACUUAGUUCUUCGUUUUCACACUUGAUGGGAAAGCGUAGGUAAUUUGUGCUUGAGUUAUGAAAGUCUUGGGUUACACACUUUACAAAGUUGUGCUUGCGUUUUACAAAACACACGGGUGCCAUUCAUUUAGUUGGAUUUGUGAGCUUGGGAAGACAUGGGUGGGAAUUAUUUGUUUGCGCUUGACAAAAGGUGCAGGAGGCGAGAACAAAAGUCGCGUGCGCGACUUGACUCAACAGCACGCCGUCGCUCGGUUUCCUCAGGAGCUUGGGACAAACUCUCCAUCCUCACCCUUGCCCCCUGGUCCCUCCUAUGGCGGUGUUGAUAUUUUGCGUUGAAGUUAGAUGGCACUAUAUGACAUUGAAGGAUACGUUUUUUUGUUUGUUUGUUUGUUUGUUUUAAUGGCGUAUUAGUAGAAGGAAAAAGUGCCCCCCAGAGGACAUGGAGCGCCCUUUAGCAGCAUGUUAGCUCCAACUGUAAAUAAUGAGCAAGCGAGUCUGAGUCCAAACUCCAGAAACGCGUCUUCCUUCCGCCUGAAGCAAUUGAGUUACCCCCAGCAAGAGAAGGGAAACGUUUCUCUCCCCCCCCAUACCCCCUUACUUUCUUUAGGACUGAGAUGCACACUGAUGGCUUUUUUCCCCCCUUCUUUGUGGUUGCCAAGAGAAAAUGCUCAUGUCUAGAGCUGUGCUGUUCGAGUUUUUUUGAAGCAAGUGCGAAACCAGGAACAGCGCAGGUGAGCGUUGUUGCCAUGCAAAAGAUUUGCAUUUCGGUGUUUGAGAAACUUGAAUUUUAUUUGAACUUGAAAAGUGACUUUGCCUUAACUUUUAUACCAGACAAGCAUAGAGUGUAGUGUUUGUCCCUCCCCCGCUACUAAAGAAGAGAGAAUAUAUAGUGACCUAAGGCAGAGUGCAAAUAAAUCUAUUGGCGUCUUUUGUUUCUCUUUGCCCCUAUUGUACAAAAAAAGGAAUAGUUUCGAUUCAGGUUGUUUUGGGCGGGCAAAAGUGAAACCGUGUAAAUGCAAACAGAGUUGAUACUGUAUUAAAUAUUAUGCACUUUGAGGUGUGUGCUUUGCUUGUACAGUUGUAAAUACAAAGAUUAAAAAAAUAGGAGGUACCUAAAAAAAGUCUAUUAAUGUUGCUAACGAGCUGGAUGUAGGAUUUAAACAACAAAAAAAACGUAAUGUUGUGCUUUUCUGAACUUUUUUUUCUAAUUUGAUUUGCGUGAAUUUUGACAAACUGUAAUUUUUUUGUUUGUUUUCAUUCCAUUGACACGUUUUUCCUUCUUGUUUACACGCCGGUGUUUCACCACAAAAAAAGUAACAAAGAAAACACUCAACGCAAAAAGACCACAAACUUCCUCAACUACCGGUAUUUUUUUUUCUUUUAGGGAAACUUUCAAGAGUGUGGGAGAUUCCUACCAAACUCCUAUUGAUGUGUUCAUCUUAGAUCAGCAGAAAGAAAAAUUGUGUUAAAUUUGCAUUUAUCAGAACACUGACUAACAUUUUGUGUUUAUUUUGAUGAGCAUUUUUCUCAAUUGUACCAACUAUGGUCUUGGAGCUAAGCUAAACUACACGCAUCCGUAACACCAUUUGAGUUCUGCAACAUUGUCUUGGCUACUCUAAUCAUCAUCCUGUAGUUUUGGUUUUUAUUUUAAUUUUAUUUUUGGGCAUCUGAUUUUGCGUACACUGCUGAGGUUGUAACACGUAAAGCACAUUUGAAGCACAGGCUAACUGAUGCAUACUUCUCGUUAGCCACCUGCUUGUUAGCUUGCGGCUAGGUUUGGCCCUUGAAAUGUUGAUCCUGUCUCAACAUUUGUAAGAAAGUCAAAACUUUUUUGUCUGGUUUAGACCUCUUCAUGUGAGUGAAAAGUACGGACGUUUUUUCAUAAAACAAAAAAAAUGACUGCAAGAGGGCGCUAGUCUGUGGCUAGCGUGUAGUUAGCGCGCAACUAGUGUGUUCAGUUUGGGCGUUUCCCCCAUCAUCACUGGCCUGAUUUCCUUCGGACUCUGAACUGUGAACGCGCACGUGUGUGCAAACAAACAGAGCCGCCCUUCCGGAAAGAUGGUCGCCAUCAUCUCACUUGGGCGAUGCCCCAUCUCCCCUCGGGUGACCGUUCAUAUUGCUCACCUCUGUCCUCGUUGGCUUGUUUUGACCAUGCCGUUGUCUCCUUAAUGGAGCACAACUGAGAAAAACACCAAAAUUUGUGUCUUUCUUGUAAAACCCAAUGAAUGCAAAAGAUUCAAGUUCUAUCUACUCACUGUGGUUUCACUCAUUAGCGCUAACCUACUUGCUACGCUAACAGCUGUGGACAAUCGUGGAUUCUGCGUCAGGGCUCCCCUAAAGACACCUUUAACCAUCUUUUUUCUUUGUAUUUUUUUGUGACUAUUUGACCUUGUUUUUUGCUGUUUUUUUUCUUUUGUGAGACUGGAAUCAAGCGCGUGGUUGGCUUGGAGAUAAUUUAUGUUACUCUUGUGACAGGAUGUUCAACUUGUCUUAUUUGGAGGAAAUAAAUGUAGCUUACUGGAAAAUAAACAUUUAGGCACUGUUGAGGAAA
This is a messenger RNA of Hippocampus zosterae (dwarf seahorse), 7251 nucleotides long. It is a transcript of the gene larp4b, whose product is annotated as La ribonucleoprotein 4B. The record is from RefSeq and is a predicted model, not a curated record. The coding region runs from base 751 to 3057 and encodes 768 amino acids. Gene Ontology annotation, cellular component: cytoplasmic stress granule; cytosol. The transcript is spliced from 18 exons. Gene Ontology annotation, molecular function: mRNA 3'-UTR binding. Gene Ontology annotation, biological process: positive regulation of translation. Lineage: Eukaryota; Metazoa; Chordata; Actinopteri; Syngnathiformes; Syngnathidae.